GCUGGAAGCAAAGGCCUGGAGAAGAAAAGAAGUGGGGUGAGGAGUAAACGCAGCUUGGCACAGAGGGACAGCCAGAGACUGAAAAGUGUGGCUGAGACCUACACAGCACCGCUGGACCUGAAGAUGGCCCUUAUUCAGACCAAUAAGGAUCUCAUUUCUAAAGGAAUAAAGGAAUUCAACGGCCUGCUGAAUCAGCAGGUCUUCAGUGAUCCUGCCGUCUCUGAAGAAGCCAUGGUGACUGUGGUGAAUGACUGGGUGAACUUCUACAUCAACUAUUACAAGAAGCAGAUGUCGGGGGAGCAAGAGGAGCAGGACAAGGCUCUGCAGGAGUUUCGGCAAGAGCUGGAUACCCUGUCUGCCUCUUUCCUGGACAAAUAUAGGAACUUCCUGAAGUCCUCAUGAGCGCCCCCUCACACGCUGCCUUUCUCCUAGCCCAGAGACGCAGGCUGCAAGUCUAAGAAACACUUAAAUGCUGCCUCUGUGCUCUAGUCCUUGGGCUCUGCUCCUUCAUGGAGUUGCUGCACCCUGACACCUCAAUAAAGACCAGUUCUGGUUGUGAUGGUC
Molecule: messenger RNA, 564 nt
Organism: Odocoileus virginianus texanus
Lineage: Eukaryota; Metazoa; Chordata; Mammalia; Artiodactyla; Cervidae
Gene: AHSP
Product: alpha hemoglobin stabilizing protein
Biological process (GO): erythrocyte differentiation; protein folding; protein stabilization
Cellular component (GO): cytoplasm
Molecular function (GO): hemoglobin binding
Source: RefSeq, a predicted model, not a curated record